Molecule: messenger RNA, 2865 nt
Organism: Mobula hypostoma (lesser devil ray)
Lineage: Eukaryota; Metazoa; Chordata; Chondrichthyes; Myliobatiformes; Myliobatidae
Product: von Willebrand factor A domain-containing protein 5A-like
Exons: 21
Coding region: 147-2576 (809 amino acids)
Source: RefSeq, a predicted model, not a curated record
CAGUGAUAUAUGCCCAGGAGGCGAGAGACGCUCCCUGCCGUGUGAGAGUCGACCCAACGGCAAGGAGACGGACAUUUCUACCGUGAACUGUGCGGACAAACUGCAGAGCCGAGAACAGGAAUCGCGCAGCAAAGCAGAGCCGUACGAUGGUGAGACCCUGUGGACUUGUAACGGCCAGGAACAUCCCAGUUCCUCUGAAGAAGAUCUCGGUGCGAGUGGAGGUGAAGGGGUUUGUGGCUGAUGUGUCUGCAGACCUGGAGUACAGGAAUGAGGAGGCUUCUCCGCUGGAGGCCCUGUUCACAUUCCCCGUGGACAGCGAUUCUGCCGUCUACAACUUUCAAGCCACGGUGGACGGGAAGACCAUCGUGGCCGAGAUAAAGGAACGGGAACAGGCUCGGGACGACUACGACGAUGCCAUCUCCUCUGGCCAGGAGGCCUUCCUGCUCGAGGAGGACAGCAGUAGCAGUGACAUCUUCACCUGCAGGGUGGGCAACCUGCCCCCAGGCUGUGCGGCCACCGUCUCCUUCAGCCUAGCCCAGGAACUGCCCCUCGAGGCUGAUGGUGCCGUCCGCUUCACCCUGCCCGCUGUCCUAAACCCCCGGUACUGCCCUGCAGGUACCCAGGGUCCCCAUAUACCCCAGGCCAGUGCCCCUGUGGACAAGCCACUCUACACUUUGGAGCUGGAGGCUCAUUUCCACAGCCCACACGGGAUCUCCCGGAUCCAAUCCAAUUGCCAAGUGACACCCGUGGAAUUCCUCAAUCCUGACAAGACGUCAGCCAAGCUCUCCCUGGUGAAGGGUCAGGGCUUCGACAGAGACCUUGAGCUCUUGAUGUUCUCCGAGAAGAUCGAUGAACCGAGCGCCAUCCUCGAGGCAGGACUGGGUUCUGCUGCUCCAGGGACCCUGAUGGCUGACUCCACUGUCAUGGUGAAUCUCUUCCCCCGAUUUCCUGAGGAUUCCCAGGGCGUGCCGUCAGGCGAGUUCAUUUUCCUCAUGGAUCAGUCAGGCAGUAUGGGAACGUCGAUGUCCCACGGAAACGCCAGGUCCCGGAUCCAGUGUGCCAAGGACACACUGCUCCUGCUCCUCAAGAGCCUUCCCAUGGGAUGCUUCUUCAACAUUUACGGAUUUGGGAGCCACUUCACCUCGUUCUUCCUGAAGAGUGUUGAGUACAAUCAGAUCUCCAUGCAAGAAGCACUGUCUAAACUGAAGGAGAUCAAUGCGGAUAUGGGUGGGACAGAGAUCCUGCAGCCCCUGUCGGCCAUCUAUACAACACCCUGCGUGCCAGGACACCCGCGACAGCUCUUUGUGUUCACGGACGGUGAGGUGUUCAACACCAAGCAGGUGCUGGCUGAGGUUCAGAAGAACAGCCCCAACCACAGGUGCUUUUCCUUUGGGAUUGGUGAGGGGGCCUCCACAGCGCUGAUCAAAGGCAUCGCCAAGGCGGCCAACGGGAGUUACGAAUUCAUCACCGGGGAAGACAGGAUGGAGCCCAAGGUUCUCCGGACCCUGAAGUACGCCCUGCAACCCAGCGGGACCGGGCUGAGCCUCAGCUGGGACCUGCCCCCAGGGGUGGAGGCCGUACUGCUGUCACCCCUCCCCAGCACGCUCUUCAACCAGCAGAAAACCAUCGUCUACGCCCAGCUGAAGGGACAGAUGGAUCCCAAGCUGGAGUGUGGGGUGACACUGAAAUAUUCACUGGGGGCGCAGCCGAUACAAGCUGAGACCAGGUUUAGCCUGAGACCCGUCGAGUGCAGAAGCUCCUCUGUCCACCGUCUGGCAGCCAAGGCCCUGCUGAGAUCUCUGGAACUCGGGCCGGACCGCGACACGGAGCAGGUGAAGAGGCGUCUGGUUGAGAUCAGCACCCAGGCCAACAUUGUCUGUUCGCAGACGGCCUUCAUUGCCAUCAACAAGGAGCUCGGCCAGGCCGUGCAGGGACCCCUGAUCCACAGGGACGUCCCCCUCUGUGCAGGGAAAAGCUCGGGUUCUGCAGGGUUUCCACGAGUAUGUGGUUUUGCUGCACCGAUUUUCGGGACAAGAUCGGAUUCUGCAAGGAUUCCACGAGUAUGUGGUAUUCCUGCACCCAUUUUCGCGAGUUGCCCGCCUCCUCCGCCACCCCCUGGACAAAUGGGAAUACCUGGCAGCAGUUACCGGACAAGAUUGGGUUCUGCAGGGUUUCCACGAGCAUGCGGUUUUGCUGCACCGAUUUUCGCAGCUGACGAUGAGUCACUCGGGCUCCCUGCCCCAGAGGAGCCUCCGAUGCUGAAGCUGAUCGUGCUGCAGAACGCAGACGGAUCCUGGACUCCAGACCCCGGCCUGGAGGCACUGCUGGGCCUGAGCCCUGGCCAGGUCAGAGGAGGCCUGCCCCUGGAGGAUAUGGACCUCACUCUGUGGAGCACCAUCUUGGCCGUGAUCUGGCUGAACGCCUUUGCUGCCGACUCCAAGGACGAGUGGGAUCUGCUGGUGAAGAAGGCCCUGUCCUGGGUCAAGGCCCGAGCAGGUGCGGACCUCGUGGAGUGUGUGAAAGCAGGAAACCGGCUUCUGAAAACCUCUGUUCUACCUGAGACACUCGGACUGUGAGGGAAUUCUUGAUGAAUCUGUGUAUCCGACACGCGGUUGUCUCUGCCUGUGUCCCUGCCACUGUGAGCUGUCACCUCAGCGGCCGCCUUCUCUGAACUGUAGCUUGCUUAAAGCCAAAGUAAUUUUACUGUUCUCCGUAUUCUACCUGGAGAUUUGCUUUCUGCAGCAUUUGCAGGAUAGUUAAGAAAUUCACUAGAAUUUAUGAAAAAUUAUACAUAAACAAAGACGACAAAGAGCCAACGCGUAAAAAAAGACAAAUUGUGCUGCAAAAAAUAAAUACUUUUGAGAA